UGCUGAGGGCUUCAAAUUUGUGCUAGUUGAGGAAUGUCCUGUUAAGUUGGAUGAACCCACUGAUGAUGAGAUUAAAGCCUACGAUAAGUGGGUCAAGGCUGAUGAGAUGACGGCCAUAAAAGCUCUUUUGACCACAAAAAUGGUUGAAGGAACUUCGGUAAGGGAAUAUGUUCUCAAAAUGUUGAGUCUAUUGAAUGAGUUGGAAAUUCUUGGUGCGGUUAUUGAUAAGGAGUCUCAGGUUGAGAUGGUCCUACAGAUACUGCCAGAUAGUUUUCAGCAGCUUCGCUUGAAUUAUAACAUAAAUAAAAUAAACUUAUCUCUUGCGAAACUGUUGAAUGAGCUACAAGCGAAAGAAUCUAUCAUUAAGUAA
Molecule: messenger RNA, 370 nt
Organism: Capsicum annuum
Lineage: Eukaryota; Viridiplantae; Streptophyta; Magnoliopsida; Solanales; Solanaceae
Exons: 2
Source: RefSeq, a predicted model, not a curated record